Messenger RNA from Dentiscutata erythropus, 891 nucleotides. The record is from the annotation of a GenBank genome assembly. Lineage: Eukaryota; Fungi; Glomeromycota; Glomeromycetes; Diversisporales; Gigasporaceae.
AUGUUAUCACAGUUAUUACUUCAUUUUCGGUUAAUAAUUACUUUUAUUAUUACAUUAGUAAAUUCUCAUUACUACAUUACUAUAUUUCUUGCACAUAUUCAACAAACUACCUUUGAUGUCUCGGGGUCAUCAAAUAAAAUUAAUACUGAAUUACCUGAAACUCAACCUAAUAAAGUGCAAAAAAUUAGUCAAAUAGAAGAAGAUUCUGUAACUAAAAGAACUGAAAGUGAAGAGCUCUCAAGCCAAACAUCAUACAAUAUGGGUUCGCCACUUCAUUUUUCAUCUCAAGAACAAAAUAAGGAUCAUCAAGUAAUUGCAGUUGAUCAAUCUUUAAAAGUUCCAGAUGUUAAAAUAUUAACAAAUCAUGUAAGCAAAUUAAAUAAACCAAAAUUAGCAGCAAGGCUCCUAGUUGGUAUUGCAAUAUUAACCACGCACCUUGGUGAACACCUCAAUUCUGUCCACAGAAUUUUUUCUUAUCAACAAUACGGAAAAAAUUCAGAUAGACAAACAAUAAUAGAUUCAGAUAAAUUAAUGCCGAACAUACCUUCAAUAUUUUCAAAAAUGGAAGCUCAUAAGCCGUUGUUAAAAAGUGCCUUGAAAGACACAGAAUGGCCACUAUUGGAAGAUGAAGAUUCUGAAUCAGAACCUGAAGAUUUGACUGAAUCAUUAGAACAACCAACAAUAUCACAAUUACAAAAAAAAAAUAACUUAUCCAUCGUUGAACCCAUUCAUGAUGUAAAGACCAGAUGGAAUUCGACUUUUUUGGUCUUAAAAAGGUUACUUCAAUUACAAGAUGCUGUAGAGCAACUCACAAGGUCUUUAUAUCAUCAUCCUGAUUUUCAACAAAGAAAGGAUAGACAAACUUUAAGUGAAAAAACACAGAAUAGAUAG